Messenger RNA from Mycetomoellerius zeteki, 2779 nucleotides. RefSeq lists its product as uncharacterized. Gene Ontology annotation, molecular function: microtubule binding. Gene Ontology annotation, cellular component: endoplasmic reticulum tubular network; cytoplasmic microtubule; endoplasmic reticulum membrane. Gene Ontology annotation, biological process: endoplasmic reticulum tubular network organization. The transcript has 8 exons. NCBI's taxonomy places the organism in Eukaryota, Metazoa, Arthropoda, Insecta, Hymenoptera, Formicidae. The record is from RefSeq and is a predicted model, not a curated record. The annotation marks the transcript as partial.
GUCAAAUGGAUGAUGUACUGGAUAGUAUUCGCGCUGUUCACAUGCGCGGAAACAUUCACCGACGUCUUCUUUAGUUUUUGGUUCCCGUUUUACUAUGAGAUUAAAAUCAUCCUGGUGCUGUGGCUGCUAAGCCCGGCUACUAAGGGCUCCAGUAUCCUUUAUCGGCGCUUCGUGCAUCCCGCGCUAAUCCGUCGUGAAGCCGAGAUCGACGAAGCCCUAGCACGUGCGACCGAGCAGGGUUAUACGGCGGUGCUGCAUCUCGGUACUAAAGGCGUGAACUAUGCCACCACGGUCCUCAUGCAGACUGCUAUCAAGAAUCUCCCGAUUGUAUUCCCGACCACGACGAGUGCACUCCCUGAUCGUCAAUCAGACCCGGCGAUUUUUAGUUUAGCCAACCCCAGACCGACAACGCGGUUAAACAGCCAGCUAGACGGGCCGGAUUAUCCGGACGACAGCGCGGUCUACAGCCAUCUGCAUGCUAGGUCCGAUGAUCUAGUGAUAGGUGAUACGGAUGCGAUUGUCGGCUGGCAGUACCGCGAUUCGACAACGGACGACGAUGAGAUGUUAAUACAAGAUUCGCCAAUGACGGACACGGAGAGCAAUCAGUUGGAGGAACAAAAUUCAGGCGGCGGUGGGCUGGUGCAACAAUUGAGGAAAAGUUACAGCCUCAGUGAUCUAACCGGUGAGAAGGAGGACGAAAAUAGAAACACACCCGAUGCGCGUGACGAAACGGAUAUGGAAGAAUCUCGUCGAAGAGAACACAUUGGCAGAAGAGGCUAUAGUCCUCGCAGGACUCAGUCCAGCAGCAAUGCGUCUCAAGUAGAGAUGUAUUUUUCCGAAGUGGAUGUCGAUGUUCGACAGCCAAGGCCUAGGGAGCCUAUAGCUAGUUUAACAAAUAUAAGGUCCUCGGACGACAUAUCUAGCGGUUAUAGUAGCGGCGAGGCGUUGCAAUCCCAACGCACGACUUCUCAGGGUGACUCUUUAGUGAGAACAUCAAGUGUCGGUGCGAGAACACGCGUGAAGCCUCGUUCUACCACGAAGAAGACGCCCGAAGACAGGGGCGAGGAUUUCGACCGCACACCUUCCGAAAAUGUCUCCCUACCAUCGUCCCUAAACGUCCUCACUCCUGAACAAGCUAUGGAGUUUUUACUGUUAUUAUCUCAAAGUAAUAAAUCGAUAGACCGUCCGACGUCUAUUACCGCUUAUAUCGAUAACAAUAAAUCCGCAACGAAAAUAGAAGAUAAUGAAUCGUCAUCAAUGGAAUCGAGCGGCGAGUUCGUUGACACAGACUCGGCUCAAAUAAACGUGCAAACAGUGCAAACCAUAGAGAUCAAGAAUAUCUCGAUGGAAAACUUGUCGAUACCUGCGGUAACAAAAAGCGCAGACAAAAUAAAUAUCGAUUGUUCGAUAAAGGAAUCUGAUUCUCAGCAAAACGAUUCUAACACGCAAAUCGAAUAUAUUGAUGAACCGAAAAAUAAUCAAGGAGUAGUUUCAACUGUUUCCCAAAAGCCUGAUACAGAAACUGAUUUUAAACGAAUAACCGGCGAGAUAUGUCAGCAAAAAUUCGACGAGUUGAAGCAAUUAUUAGAUGAUGCGCACAAAGCUGUAACAAGCAUCGUAUCUUCCCAAGAGAAAUUGAAUACGAUCGACAAAGGUAAGGAACAUGUAAAUAUACGAGAAAUUAGGACUGACGAUUCGUUGAGUACUUGUGCUCGUAAUACUGCGGUUCAAUCUCCCAUUACGCCAAGUACAUCGAAUUCCGAUCUUGAUGGCGACACUCGCGCAGGAAAAUAUCAUAAAAAACCCGCUCCGAAAGCUCCAAGUAACGAGGUAAUAAGCAAUGAAGAUAUUGACGAAAACGAGUCUCAAAACGCUUUGAGGGCCACCUUGGUCAUUAAAACUGGUACACUGAGAACUGUUUCAAACGCGGAUGCUACGAAAGAUAUAUUCUUAGCGCAUAACCCGGACACGAAAAAAAGAAAGAAGAAAUCUAACAGAUUACGCGCCAAGGAGAGUUUUUCCAAAUUAUUAACGAUCCCAAAGAACAUCUUUCACAAUGCUUUCCACAAGGAACAAAAUGAAGUUUCCGCUAAGGAGGAAGAUUCCAGCUCCUCGUAUUCUGAGACUAGUGGAUCCGCAUCGAGAUCGGGUAGUAUCGGAUCCCAGAUGUUUGUAGACACAUCCUCAAAAUUAUCUGUUUCAAAACAAGAAGUGGACGUAGUAGAGAUUCCACUGAGACCGGAGUGCGAUGACAACAUUAAAAAUUUCGACAAAGAUAUAAACACUUUUACUGAAAAUUUAGAUACUGAAAUUGUGCCCUUGAACGAAAUUAAAGUAGAUUUUAAAAUUGAAGAUAAUAAGAAAGAAGAAGGUGCAAUGAAUAUAGAAAAAUCCGAAAAUCAUGAAGAUAAUAUUAAAAAUGAAUCAAACUCACAGAUUCGUGAAAUGUCACAGUCGUUACCUUACGACAACAAAAAAGAGAUUGUCACUGACAUUAAUUAAAUGCAUUUCAUUAAUGUCGCAUAUUUCAUAGAGAAAUUAUGUUAGCUGUAUUAAAUAAUUACAUAUACUUGGUUUUGUCUUUGAUGUUUUUAAAAUAUGAUAAAAGCUUGUUCGUUCUCUCUAUCCUAACUCCCAUAUUUCGUAUUUUAUCCUAAAUAGGAAAUUCGGCCAGAAGAGAUGGACUGUUCCAUUAAGAUCAUAACGAGUUUCGCUACCUUACCUCGCAGUAAGAAGACCAGUAAGAAAAAAGUGGCAUGAAACCUUCCUGCUGCUGACC